UGUGCCUUUCGUUUCCUUUCGCAGUAAACGUUCUUCCGAGAAAUUCCAAGGGGAUCUCAGCCAAGCUGAGGGGGAAGGGACCUGCCCGCGCCCGGGUGGGGGGAGGCGGAGGGAGACCGAAGGGCACUGCUCCCCGCGCCGCCCCCGCCGCCCGGAGCCCCGGAGCCGCGGCACCCCAGGGAUGUGAGUGUGCCCCCGACCCGAGGCCCGCGCUCCACGCCUAGACCCGCGGCCGGUGUCCCAGACGACCCCCGCCCGCAGCCCCCGCGCCUUCCCGAGGCCCGCCUGGAGCAUGUUGCCUGCAGCCAUGAAGGGCCUCGGCCUGGUGCUGCUGGCCGCUCUGCUGUGCUCGGCCCCCGCUCACGGCCUGUGGUGCCAGGACUGCACACUGACCACCAACUCCAGCCACUGCACUCCCAAGCAGUGCCAUCCGUCGGACACGGUGUGUGCCACUGUCUGGAUCACAGACCCCAGCAGCAGCAGGAAGGAUCAUUCCGUGAACAAGAUGUGUGCCUCAUCCUGUGACUUUGUGAAGCGGCACUUUUUCUCAGACUAUCUGAUGGGCUUCAUUAACUCUGGGAUCUUGAAAGUGGACGUGGACUGCUGCAAGAAGGAUUUGUGCAAUGGGGUGGCACAGGCGGGGCGCAGCCCCUGGGCCCUGGCCGGGGGGCUCCUGCUCAGCCUGGGGCCUGCCCUCCUCUGGGCUGGACCCUGAGGCCCCCUCCCCCUCGCAGGGCUUCCGAGCUUGUCCCCCCACACCUGAGCCUGUGGCUGCCCCCUCCCCAGCCUGGCAUGGCUGGCACUGGGGGCAGCCUUGGCUCCGCUCCGCAGCCUGUGGCUCCUGCCCGCCCCAGCUGUGAGACCUCCCUAUCUCCCCACCAGCUCCAAGUUGCAGCCACAGGACAUCUCAGGGAUGAGGCGUCCGGCAGGAGGCUGGGCCCCUGGGUCCUUGAGGGGAAGCCGGGCCCAGCCCAACAGCCUGGCUGUGAGGAUA
Molecule: messenger RNA, 994 nt
Organism: Dama dama (fallow deer)
Lineage: Eukaryota; Metazoa; Chordata; Mammalia; Artiodactyla; Cervidae
Product: lymphocyte antigen 6H
Exons: 5
Coding region: 293-715 (140 amino acids)
Biological process (GO): acetylcholine receptor signaling pathway
Cellular component (GO): plasma membrane
Molecular function (GO): acetylcholine receptor binding; acetylcholine receptor inhibitor activity
Source: RefSeq, a predicted model, not a curated record